AGAGUUACACUGACACCAGGGAAGACUUUCAACAGAUUCCACGAAAGUUAUGUCAGGUCUAUUACCAAAGCACAUGCUGUAAGCCAUAAAGUAAUAUAUAUAUUGACGCUUGAGGUGUUGCGGCUUUGAUAAAUAACCGCAAACGAGGAGGGGAAGUCUGCAGCAAGCCCCGCUUACUGUUCCCGGAGCUGAGUUCAGCGUCUUGCCCAGGGUAAAUAAAUAUACGCACACCAGGUGAGAGUUCAUCAAUAUGUCCGAGUCUUCCGACAGCCGCACGAAAACGUUAAAUUUCAACAUCGGCGUGCUCGGACAUGUCGACAGCGGGAAGACUUCGCUCGCCAGGGCGUUAAGCCACACUGCGUCCACAGCCGCCUUCGACAAGAACCCGCAGUCCCGCGAGAGAGGUAUCACGCUGGACCUCGGCUUCUCCUCCUUCACGGUGGAUCUUCCCGAUCAGCUGCGGGACAGCGGGGGGAAGCAGCCGUAUGACAGCCUUCAGUUCACCCUAGUGGAUUGUCCUGGGCACGCCUCUCUCAUUCGGACCAUCAUUGGAGGUGCCCAAAUCAUCGACCUGAUGAUGCUGGUGGUGGAUGUGGUGAAAGGGGUGCAGACUCAGACUGCAGAGUGUUUGCUGAUAGGAGAGCUCACCUGCCCUCGCAUGGUUGUUGUCCUGAAUAAGAUUGACCUACUGCCACCCAACAAGAGACAAAGUGCCAUUGAGAAAAUGACCAAGAGACUCCACAAAACACUGGAAAACACCAGAUUUAAGGAUUGUCCAGUGAUUGCUGUGGCAGCGAAGCCUGGGGGCCCGGAGGCUCCUGACACAGAGGAGCCACAGGGAGUGCCACAGUUAAUAGAGCUUUUGAAGAAACAGACAUACCUCCCUAAGAGAGACCCUGGAGGUGACCUCCUAAUGGCUGUGGACCACUGUUUCUCCAUCCGUGGUCAGGGAACGGUCAUGACUGGGACUGUCCUGCAGGGGUCGCUGGCCAUUAAUGACACUGUGGAAAUCCCAGCGCUAAAGGUGACCAAGAAGAUAAAGUCGGUGCAGAUGUUUCGGAAGCCGGUGUCUGGGGCCAUGCAGGGGGAUCGAGUGGGUGUGUGCGUAACACAGUUUGACCCUAAACUGUUGGAGCGCGGUGUGGUGUGCACCCCAGGAUCCCUGCGCACCCUCUUUGCAGCUGUCAUCUCUGUGAGGAAGAUAGGUUACUUCAAGGGCAUUCUGUCCACCCGUGCCAAGUUCCACAUCACGGUGGGUCAUGAGACAGUCAUGGCAAGGUUGACCUUCUUUGGCCUGCCACCUGCGGGUGCCUCAGAACCCCCAUCAGGCACUACACCACCUCCAUCAGAGCCCUGCUCCCUGGAAACCCCUUUCACCUUUGACAGGGAGUACUUCUACCAGGAUGAAUAUGUCACUGGUCAGGGAGAAGGGAGUUCGGAGCCUGACCCAGAGCAGUGGGCUUUACUGGAGUUUGAGCGGCCAGUCACAUGUCCUUUGCUCUGUCUAGUAAUCGGCUCCAAGCUAGACACAGACAUCCACGCCAAUGCAUGCCGGCUGGCCUUCCAAGGCCGUCUGCUGCAGGGGUUUGAAGAUAAGAACUACACCGAGACCGACCUACCUCGUCUGCGCAUCUACAAAGCCAAGCAUAAGGAGGGACAGGUGGAGAGGGUAACCGACGAUUACACUGUGAUUGGCCGCAGCCUGUUCAAGAAGGAGACCAACCUCCAGCUCUUUGUAGGGUUAAAGGUCACCCUGUCCACAGGAGAAACUGGAGUCAUUGAGGGUGGAUUUGGACAGAGUGGGAAGUUCAAGAUUCGUAUACAAGAGGGUCUUCGCCCGGAAACCAAGCAGUUGCUUUCCUCUCUCUCUAAGAAGAAAGGAAAGAGUGAAAGCAAAGGUGGACCUGCAAAUGAAGAGGAGCCCAAAGCGGAUUCUCAGCCCGUUACAGUUCACUUGCAUUUCAAGCGAUAUGUCUUUGAUCCCCAUAAAAAGAUGGUUCAGUCUUGACCUCUGCUGCACACACUUUCAGACUGUGACACCAUGUUGCAGAGACAUGCGACAGUGUAGUUUCAGAUUUCUUGCAGAAAGAGAGGUGACUGCCAGGCUGUGUAUUAGGGCAAUGUUAACUCUCAUUGCCUUUUUUCUCUGGAGAUGGAGACAGUCUGCUGAAAUGCAAUGAUUGUGGAAUGCUAAACGCAUGUGAAGCAGCGAUUGUUUUAUCUCAGUUUAACGAGCUGGAUCUAAUCCUGUUUGCUUCAUCAGAAGGGUGAAAGCCGCUCUACAGAUCCCAAUGCAUUUGAUUUAUCGUUGAAAGAAAUCAAGGCUUUUGUUCUUGUUUAUUGAUAAAAUCAAAAUUGAAUCAAUCAUUCUGACUAGCAUAGCAACUAACUUUUCAUUAUGUGUUUUUCUUUUUUUUUUUUUUUUUUUAAAUUUAGCUGAGCACUUGUUGGCAUAAAGACUUUAGCAUUCCAGAAAUACUGAACUCACAUGUUUAUUUGAAUCUCUGUGCUCAGUGCCUCUUUGACUGAUCAGUGAUUAAUGGCAGUUCGUAUGGGUUUUGAUUUAUGUUGAAUAUUGAUGCU
This is a messenger RNA of Archocentrus centrarchus (flier cichlid), 2583 nucleotides long. It is a transcript of the gene eefsec, whose product is annotated as eukaryotic elongation factor, selenocysteine-tRNA-specific. Lineage: Eukaryota; Metazoa; Chordata; Actinopteri; Cichliformes; Cichlidae. Bases 251 to 2008 code for a protein of 585 amino acids. Gene Ontology annotation, biological process: selenocysteine incorporation. Gene Ontology annotation, molecular function: translation elongation factor activity; GTP binding; GTPase activity. The record is from RefSeq and is a predicted model, not a curated record. The transcript is spliced from 7 exons.